AUGAUGAGAGGUGCUGCUGAUCAACCUGUUGUUGAGGAUGGUGUUGAUAAGGAGAAGAAGAAGAAGAAUCGUCGAUCUAGCCGCCCUAGAUUAGCGUUGAGAAGACAUACUUCUACUUCAAUAAGUGAAAUACAUGGUGAAGCUACACAGAUCUUAAAAAAUGGUAACAAAAAGAGUUUUGUGAGUUACUCAUCGUCGAGGCAGCAUGUCCUGGACUUGCAUCCUUCCAAUGACCAAGAAUCAACUAGAGCAUCUGACGUUGCUUUCAGUUCAAUGCCAACAAUGCAUAUAAAUGAACAAGACUUGGUUGAGGCAGGCAGCAUGCAUCAUCUGUUGCCUGCCGAUCUUGGUGGAAAAACAGUUUCAAUGUCGUGUCCCACACCGUCUGCCCGUGACUGCUGGGAAUAUAUAAAUGGGGAUGGUUAUGCUCAGAGUCCAAUUUUUCUUCCACAUUUGUCCACAGAAGCAGUUAAUGAGGCAUUAGAGAAAGGAUAUGCUUUAAAAGCAUUGUUUCGUGUAAAUGCCCACAAUCGACUUGAGGCCUAUUGCAAAAUUGAUGGAGUACAAACUGAUGUUCUUAUUAGUGGGACUGCUGCACAGAAUAGAGCUGUGGAAGGAGAUGUUGUGCUGAUUAAGGUUGAUCCUUUAUCACAGUGGACCAAGAUGAAAGGUCUUCCAAACAAUUCGGCCCUGGCAGAAGAUAGUAUCUUGCUUUCUGAAGCAAGUGAAAAACAUGGUGAUAUCCACAAAGGAAAAAAUAAAGUAGAUCUGGGUUACGAUCAUGUCAAUUCAAAUUGUACAAUGCUUCCCGAGAAAGAUUUCCAUUAUGAGGAUGGUUCUUCUCCUGGAGAAACUUCUCAUCCAGAAAGUCUUGAACCAGCAUGCUAUAAUUACAUUAAUGGACACCACCUGGCUGCUUCAGAUUCUACAUAUAUUGGUUCCUCUAGUCGGCAGUGUGAUGUUUUGGAUGCAGUUGAGAGGUUGUCUGCCACUAUUAGUUUAAAUCCAUUAAAAAGACCGACUGGCAGGGUUUUAGCCAUCAUUGAAAGCUCUCCUCGUCGAGAUUGUAUUGUUGGAUAUCUUAAUGUUAACCAAUGGCUUAAUUACAGGGAUGGGUACAAAGAAGAAAUGACAAAGAAGGGUGGGUUGAUUUCUAAACACGAGUGUAUCCAACUUACUCCCACUGAUCCAAAAUUUCCAAAAAUGAUGGUCCUGGUGAAAGACUUACCUGACUGCAUCAAGAAAAGAUUAGAAGGAGGUGAUGCUACUUUUGAAAUGGAGCUGGUGGCUGCAGAAAUCCUUUAUUGGGGUGAAGAAAGUCCUUUUCCACAAGCCCAUGUCUCGCGUGUUUUUGGACGAGGUGGUGAAGUGGUGCCACAUAUUAAUGCGAUUUUAUAUGAAAAUGCAGUUUGUUGUUCUGAAUUUUCUUCGGAAUCCCUCUCUUGCCUUCCUUCUGUUCCUUGGAGGGUGCCACCUGAGGAAUUUAAUAAUAGAAAAGAUCUUAGAAAUCUGUGCAUAUUUACAAUUGACCCGUCAACUGCCACGGAUCUUGAUGAUGCUCUAUCAAUUGAAAGGUUAUCUGAUGGCAUUUUUAGAGUAGGUGUCCAUGUUGCGGAUGUGUCAUAUUUUGUUUUACCUGACACAGCAUUAGACAUAGAAGCUCAGUUACGAUCAAAUAGUGUGUAUAUGUUUCAAGGUAAAAUUCCAAUGUUGCCCUUCUUGCUCUCAGAGAAUCUAGGCUCACUAAACCCUGGAGUAGAUAGACUUGCUUUUUCUAUUUUCUGGGAUUUAAACACUUCUGGGAAUGUUGUAGAUCGUUGGAUUGGUCGCACUGUUAUAAGAUCCUGUUGCAAGCUUUCAUAUGAAACUGCUCAGGAUAUUAUUGAUGGUAAAAUUGAUGCAGAAAGUUUUAAUACAUCAGGAAAUGGCUUUCCACAGUUGUAUGGCGAUUUUGAGUGGGCUGAUGUUAUUAGAUCUAUUAUAAGUCUUCAUGAAGUUUCAAAAACUCUGAAAGAGAAGAGGUUUAGUGGUGGGGCUUUGCGGCUUGAAACUUCCAAACCUGUUCUCUUACGUGAUGAAGAUGGAACUCCAUAUGACAGCAUGCUAUCGGAAAGGAAGGACUCGAAUUUUCUGGUCGAGGAGUUUAUGCUUUUGGCAAAUAGGACAGCUGCUGAAGUUAUCUGUAGAGCUUUUCCAGAGAGUGCUUUAUUGCGGAGGCAUCCUGCACCUAAUAUACGGAAGCUUAAAGAGUUUGAAGCGUUUUGUCAAAAGCAUGGUUUAGAAUUGGACACUUCUUCCUCUGGUCAAUUUCACCAGUCGCUGGAACGAUUCCGGGAAAAGCUCAAGGAUGAUUCUGUGCUGUUUAAUAUUCUUAUGAAUUAUGCUGCAAGACCAAUGCAGUUGGCAUCUUACUUCUGUAGUGGUGAUUUCAAAGAUAAUGCAGACCGAAGCCAUUAUGGACUGGGUGUUCCUCUGUAUACACAUUUCACUUCACCACUGCGCCGUUAUCCUGAUAUUGUAGUGCACCGUACAUUGGCGGCGGCUUUAGAAGCUGAGGAGUUCUUGUGGAACCAUAAAAGAAAGUUCCUGAAAGAAAAGCAAAGGAAUGAAAUGAAAGGAAGAUUUUUAACUGGCAUUUAUUAUGAGAAAGAUGCUCUAGAAUCCAUGGAAGGCAGGGAAGCAUUGUCAGUCGCCGCAUUAAAGCAUGGGGUUCCUUGCACAGAUGUACUUGCUGAUGUUGCUGCUCAUUGCAACAACCGAAAGUUGGCCUGUAGAAAUGUUAAGGAUGCUAGUGACAAACUCUACAUGUGGGUUUUGUUGAGGAAAAAAGAGGUUUUAUUGUCUGAAGCGAGAGUUUUGGGUCUCGGGCCGAGAUUUAUGUCCAUUUAUAUUCACAAAUUAGCUAUUGAACGUCGGAUAUAUUAUGAUGAAGUUGAAGGCUUGAAAGUAGAAUGGCUUGAGGCUACAUCUGCGUUGGUGCUUAAUUUAUGUACCUACAAACGAUCAUGUAGGAGAGGUGGUUUUACUAAUUACCGGCCUCUUGAAGAUGUUGCAUUGCUUGUAAGACCUUGCGACCUAAAAGAGGAGCAGAGCAUGUCUGGAGGCAGUGCUAAUGAGUGCAUUGCAGCCAAUGGGAGCGACUCUGAUUUAACUCGCCCAUAUUUGGAUCCCAUUUCAAAUUGUGGAAUUGAUCCCGGGGUUUUCCCCAUGACUGUGAAUCUCCUUUCAACAAUUCCUGUGGCACUUUCUGCUGUUGGUGGGGAUGAUGGACCCCUUGAUGUUGGAGUGCGGCUCUACAUGAGCACGUAUUUGAGGUAAAUUGUGUUUUGGAAGUGAUGAAAUCAAGUAAUGUGUUUUGGAAGUGAUGAGAUCAAAUAACGGAAGCCUACUUGAGGAGAUGAAAGUUCACCGUACUUUGUGCGGAAUAAUCAAACCUCUGUUGUAGAUAAGAUAGUGUAUAGUUGAAAUAGAGUUUUAGGAUAAAAGGAAAUCUAUGGUUUCAUUUGCCAAUGCUACGUGAAUCUGUCUCAUGCUGGAGCAUCAUCGGGUGGGAGUUGUAAAUAAGGGUUGGGCCUUCAUUGACUUGACCUUUAGUGGCUGUUUUUGACAAAAGCUACUCGCUGGAAUUCGCCUUCGCUUUUUAUUUGGGGCCAGUUUCAGUAUAAUAUAUGCCCAUAUCCAGUGCGUCGACUCUGAGCUUUUCAGCUUAUUUUGUGUUUUAUAUUUACUUAUUUGACUGCAACCCAAUAAUUUUUGGUUUUGGGUGGCCA
Messenger RNA from Pistacia vera, 3770 nucleotides. Its product is annotated as DIS3-like exonuclease 2. NCBI's taxonomy places the organism in Eukaryota, Viridiplantae, Streptophyta, Magnoliopsida, Sapindales, Anacardiaceae. The coding region runs from base 1 to 3318 and encodes 1105 amino acids. The record is from RefSeq and is a predicted model, not a curated record. The transcript is spliced from 7 exons. Gene Ontology annotation, cellular component: P-body; exosome (RNase complex). Gene Ontology annotation, molecular function: RNA binding; 3'-5'-RNA exonuclease activity.